AUGAAUUCCGUCCCAGGGACACUGAUGCCCUUUCUGUACCCCUGCCUCUUCCAGUCCACCUCAAAAGCGCUUCCCGCUCGUUGUCUACGUCUACGUCUACCAAAGCGCACACACCGAGACUUGCACCGGACUGCACGAGUCCACAUCCCUUCAUUCGCUGAACAGAAUGUCUCUCCCCGGGCUAGCGCCCUCGAACCACCACCGCCACCCUCCUUAACCUCGACAGCAACCUCCACCUCCACACACCUCAACCCAGCCCCCGAUGACUACUCGCGCAGCAUCUUUAUUGACAAAUGCGUCAUCACCAUCUCCUCCGGCAGCGGCGGCUCCGGUUGCGUUUCUUUCCUGCGCGACGCCCACAUUUCUGACGGUCCACCCAACGGCGGUGAUGGAGGCAGCGGCGGAAGCAUCUACAUCCAAGCCGUGCCGGGGCAAACCUCUCUGCACAAGUUAGCCCGCAGGGGGAUCAUAAAAGCAGGACGGGGCAUCGGCGGACAAGGCAAAUCGCAAGGCGGGCGGCGAGGAGAGGACAUCUGCGUCCAAGUCCCCGUGGGCACCGUCGUGCGGGAGAUCUGGCGGAGCGAUCCCUCGGUGGAGGAGGAACACCGCCUGAGAGAACUGCGCGCCACAAUGACCGACGAUGAGAUCCUGGCCCUCCCGCCUGAGCAGAGCGGCCUGCGGAACAAAUUCGUCAUCUACGCCGGCGCGACAACCACCGCCGACAGGACCCAAGUCGCGAGCACCCUCCCGUCUCUGACGUCCUCGAUCAUGAAACCCCGCCGCUCCCACCUCUCCGUCCUGCAGCCCCCCGCGCCCAUAACGCUAGACCUGGACAAACAGAUGGAAAGUCCCAUGCUCCUGGUCGCGGGCGCAAUAGGCGGCCUGGGGAACCCGCACUUCGCGACCAAAGAGGACCCGAAGCCGAAAUACGCGACCAAGGGUGCCCUGGGCGUGCGCAUUAAGCUGGAACUCGAGCUGAAACUGCUCGCCGACGUCGGGCUGGUGGGCCUCCCCAACGCCGGCAAAAGCACCCUCACCCGCGCGAUAUCCAACUCCCGCACUCGCAUUGGGGACUGGGCAUUCACAACCCUCUCGCCCACCAUCGGGACCGUGACUCUGGACAACAACGUCGGCCGGCCUCUGGUGCGGAGUGGCGUGCCCUCUGACCACACGUCAGACUCGGCGUCUAUCAUCCCCCGCCAGCAAUUCACCAUCGCGGACAUUCCCGGCCUCAUUGAGGACGCACACCUGGAUAAAGGCCUCGGCCUCUCCUUCCUGCGGCACAUUGAACGCGCGCGCAUCCUAGCCUUUGUCGUCGACCUAUCUGCCGGUGACGCCGUCGCGCAACUCAAAGCCCUGUGGAAGGAAGUCAGCGAGUACGAGAACCUCCGCGACCGCGAGAUUGCCGCGCAGUCGGAACAACACGGUGGGACGGUCUCCUGGUCGCCAUUCGAAGCACGGCCGCCUGCGUCGACGGCGAAUGGAAAUGGUCUCCUCAACGACGAAGGCGCUCCCAUCUCCGUCUUCCCUUCUUCCCGCGGCGACAAACCGGGCCUCGAACCACUGAGUUACCCGCCCAUUAGCGCGAAACCGUGGUUCGUGAUCGCGACGAAAGCAGACAUACCCUCUAUCCGCGGCGACAGCGCUCCUGAGAAUACCAGCAACAGCCAAAGUACCACGCAAUCCAACUUCAUCUCUCUACAGGCAUACAUGAAAUCCGUCGAACACGGCACGGUCGCCCAUCCAGGCGGGAAACCCAAUGGCUGGAAAUCCCGCAUCGCCGCUAUCCCCGUGAGUGCGAUUCGAGGCGAGGGCAUUGAUCGAGUCAUUCGCUAUACGGCGGGCGUCUUGGAUAGUCUUGUCGUGGGAUAG
Molecule: messenger RNA, 1872 nt
Organism: Cladophialophora yegresii CBS 114405
Lineage: Eukaryota; Fungi; Ascomycota; Eurotiomycetes; Chaetothyriales; Herpotrichiellaceae
Exons: 1
Coding region: 1-1872 (623 amino acids)
Cellular component (GO): mitochondrion
Molecular function (GO): GTPase activity; GTP binding
Source: RefSeq, a predicted model, not a curated record